UUUGACCUAUGACACCAUUGAGGUGAUAUCUUUCUGCAUGUUUUGGUUUUUGUUUUUUGUUUUUUUUCCUGGCUAGGAUGACCUGUGUAUUGGAGAGAGAAGUAACCCAUUUUUAUCUUGGGAUUAAUCUCUAUCUUUACAUCUUAGAUUGUUUGUCCUAUGAAAUGAACUCUUAUGGUCUCUAGGGAGCAGUGGCACAUGACAGGGUUUUGUUAGUAGAGAGGUGAUAAGAAAAAAUGUUCCUUGGUAUCAAGGCAAAACGUUAGGACAAUAAUAAAAGCCAGGCAUGGGUUUAUUCAGUAAUGAUUAACUUAAGGAGGGUAUUGUGCCACCCAGUGACUUCACUUAUGGACUUGGGACUAAGAAGAUAUCAAUAAGUUAAUGGCAUAGACAUGUAUGCAGCUUAGAUUGUUGCAGACUUCUCCUGUGUUAGCCAUGGGAAUUCAAAUGUUCCUACAAAAACUCUCAGGACUGCUGUUCCUGCUGUGUGCCCUACCCUGGACUGAAGGUGAGAAGGUGCUGGUGUUUCCCAUGGAGGGCAGCCACUGGCUGAGCAUGAGGGAUGUUGUGAGAGAGCUCCACACCCGAGGUCACCAGACUGUGGUCCUGGCUCCAGAGGUGUCCGUGAACAUCAAAGAAGAGAACUUCUUCACCCUUAAAACCUACAGCGUUCCAUACACCAAGGAAGAGUACAGGCACCAAUUCCUGGGCCACCUUCAAAAAGUUUUUGAAACUGAAUUUUCUCUGAAGUUUGUUUUACAGAACAUGGCAAGUGUAAAUAACGUAUCAACAUUCUAUGUGAGAUCUUGCAUGGGUCUGCUGCACAACGUGGCUCUGAUCCAGCUCCUGAAUUCCAGUUCCUUCGAUGUGGUGUUGACAGACCCCUUUUUCCCCUGUGGGGCAGUGCUGGCUAUGCACCUGCGUGUUCCUGCUGUGUUUUUCCUGCAAUCCAUGCUCUGUGAACUAGAAUUUGAGGCAACAUACAGUCCAAACCCUUCUUCUUAUGUUCCUAGGUUACUAACCACGAAUUCUGAUCACAUGAGCUUCCUAGAAAGAGUGAAGAACAUGGUUUACCCUUUGCCAUGGAUGUAUUUUUGCCAUGUUAAUUAUGGUCCUUUGGAGAGACUUGCCUCUGAGGUUUUGCAGAGGGAGGUGUCCUUGGUGGAGGUUCUCAGACAUGCAUCUGUGUGGCUACUGAGAAAGGACUUUGUGUUCCACUACCCCAGGCCCUUCAUGCCCAACAUGGUAUUCAUUGGGGGCAUAAACUGUGCCAACAGGAAGCCACUCACUCAGGUCUGUAUUCAGUCUUUAUUCAAAUGAGUUUCCAGCAAGAUUGUGUUAAAAACCACAAGCAAACAAAAGCAAAUUGCUCAGUUACCUACUCACUUUUCUAGGGAUUUCUUUUACUUUUCUUCUUCUUCUUCUUCUUCUUCUUCUUC
Molecule: messenger RNA, 1439 nt
Organism: Mastomys coucha (southern multimammate mouse)
Lineage: Eukaryota; Metazoa; Chordata; Mammalia; Rodentia; Muridae
Product: UDP-glucuronosyltransferase 1-3-like
Exons: 1
Coding region: 397-1320 (307 amino acids)
Molecular function (GO): UDP-glycosyltransferase activity
Source: RefSeq, a predicted model, not a curated record